Podospora bellae-mahoneyi is the source of this 6486-nucleotide messenger RNA. RefSeq names its product Transporter of the ATP-binding cassette (ABC) (gene YBT1). Gene Ontology annotation, molecular function: ATP binding; ATP hydrolysis activity; ABC-type transporter activity. Lineage: Eukaryota; Fungi; Ascomycota; Sordariomycetes; Sordariales; Podosporaceae. The coding region runs from base 583 to 5991 and encodes 1802 amino acids. The record is from RefSeq and is a predicted model, not a curated record. Gene Ontology annotation, biological process: transmembrane transport. The transcript is spliced from 2 exons. Gene Ontology annotation, cellular component: fungal-type vacuole membrane.
CUUUGUGUAAUCCUAAAAUUCUACGGCAAAGAAAAAAGACAAGGGCCUUGACUCGGCUCGGCGGGAUACUCUGCUGGGUUGCAGGGAACAUCUGACAUCAUCGAUGGCCCUCAUUUGGUAAGCUCCCCACCUGGCUCAGCUUCUGGACCAUCGAAGAAGGCUGCAAGUGCGACAGAGAACGGUCUUAGACGCCACAGACCACCAUGAUAUUGCUAUCCUAUUUAUCGGCAGUCAGAGGGCACGGUGUGUUUUUUCUUUUGCUGAAACCCGUCGGGACUGUUGCUCGGGACCCCUCUCUCAUCACUCAGUAGGUGGGCGUAUAGAUCUCCCGCCCAUGAAAUACAUUCCCGGCCCGGCUACGAACCUAUGACCCCUCCCGCCGUGGUGGAUGGCUCAAGUUCCUUUGCGUGCUCCCGUGCGUCGUCGGCAUAUCUCUUCAAGAUAUAGCUAUACUCGCGGAAGCGGACAGAUACAGUACAUGCGCUGUGUGUGGGAGAUAGUGGAAGAUAGGUAGUUUUGCUUACCAUUGCAGCUGCCUUUUUCCAGGACCACCCUAGACCAACCCCACCAGACUAGUGCCAAAUGACAACGAAGUUCCAGUUCCAGUUCCAGCGUUUAAACCGCCGCUGGACCCGUCCAGGAUUCUCACUUUUCCCCAUUGCUGGCGAUCUCAGAGGGAAGCAUUUCCCAUUUUCUUGUUUUCUUCCCGUCCACCACCAAUCAACGACGUUUUCCCAGACGUCUUCCCCCGCGCAACACCGACGUCUGGUUCCAAUUGACGAACGACAGACACACGUAUCCGAGACAGUCACCAACAUUACGAUUUCGUGGUUGCGCCACGACAACGCGGCCGAAAUGGCUUUCGCCGCGUGCUCGUGGCCCAUAUGGCGGACCGACGAUUUUACACAAUGCUUCAAGCAGGACUAUCUUAGUGUCUUGCUGCCCUUAAUCGUAAUAGGAAUCUCGUUUCUCCAGCUCGCUCUGCACAACACUUUCCGCGCCGUCAGGUUAAAACGAAGCCGAGGAUACGACCCUCUCACCAAUGGCAUCACUCCGAUUUCGCCUCCGAACCACACAGACCUCCCGGUCGAUGAAGAGCCAACACUCGAAAGCGACGACGAUGAGGGUCUGGUCAUCAAUGGCGGCCGGCUUGCGCUGGUCAAAACCACAACCAAGGGAUCCAUCGUGCAAGCUGAUACACCACCCGGGCAGACUCUCUCUGUGGUCGUGGAGGAGCUUGCUAUUGCAGGCCUGGUCGCUGUCAAUGUGAUCGGAUUGUUGUACGACGUCGAGGUCAAGAACGGCCUGGCUGGUAUUGCUGGCCUGACUGUCUGGGUCUAUGUCCUGCUCCUUGCAACUCUCCGACUUUUCCUGGGAAAUACCCAAUGGCGGGUCCCGAGGUUGUGGAAUCACACGGCCGCCAUCUACAGCUGCCAGUGGCUCUUCGCCCUGGUUCUCUUCCGAUCAGUCUUGAUUCACACGGUCUCUCAGAUGACGCAGGUUCUGGUGAUGACCGAGUUUGCCUUGACCUCUGUUCUUUUUGGUAUGGCUAUCAGCACCCGGAAGGGCAACAAAACGGUGCUUCUGGAGUGGGAAGAUGGCAUUCCGCCCGGUCGUGAAAACCUGGCUUCGCUGUUCUCGCACUACACCUUCUCCUGGGUCGACUCGAUCGUGUGGGAUGGCUGGAGAGAACCACUAGAGCUCAAACGAGUCUGGAAUCUGCUUCCUAGGGACAAGGCCGCUACUAUUCUCGCUGCUUAUCGCCAAGCCAAGAAGACCACCUCGCUGGCCUUCCAUUUGGUCAAGUUCUUCAAGGGGAUGCUUUUUGCCCAGGCUGCCUGGGCCAUCGUGUCUGGUGUCUUCACGUUUGCGCCCACUCUCCUUCUCAAGGCCAUUUUGGAAUACGUCGAGAAUCCAACCGAAGCACCCAGGAACGUCCUGUGGCUCUAUGUUAUUUUACUUCCUGUCACGGACAUCAUCCGGUCUGUUGGAGAUGCGCAGGCCUUGUGGAUUGGCCGCAAGAUUUGCAUCAACAUUCGAGCUAUCCUGGUCGGCGAGAUUUAUGCCAAGGCAUUGCGGAGAAAGGCAGCUGCGGGCAAAGACUCCGCGCUUGGGGCUGACAAGAAGAAGGACGAGACCCCAAAGAAGGACGGCAUCAUCUCCAAGGCCAAGAGGCUGUUGGGGCUCGGGAAGAAGGAAAGCCAGGCUACCGCAAACGAGGAGGCUGAUGCUUCCAAGAAGGACGCCAAGGCUGCCGACGCUGACGAGCAGGCCAACAACGGCACCAUCAUCAACUUGAUGUCGGUUGACAGUUUCAAGGUGUCUGAGGUCACGGCCUACUUGCACUUCCUGGUCGCGUCUGCUCCUACUCAGCUGAUCGUGUCCAUUCUUCUUCUCUACCAGGUCAUGGGUCUAAGUGCCAUCCCGGGCUUCAUUGUCAUGGCUCUGCUUCUCCCAGUCAACAUUGCCUUCGGCAAGGGCUUCAACAAGACCCAGAAGAAGAUUAUGAGCGCCACCGACAAGCGUAUCCAUACGACCAACGAGGUCCUACAAAAUAUCCGCAUCAUCAAGUACUUUGCCUGGGAGCAUCGUUUCGCCAAGAUCGUUGACGAGAAGAGGAAAGCUGAGCUACAGGCUUUGCGCAAGAGGUUCAUGCUUUGGGCUGCUGCGGUGGCCGUCUGGAACACCGUUCCCAUCUUGAUCACUUUCUUCUCGUUCUUUGUCUACACCGUCAUUGAGAAGAAGCCUUUGUAUCCCUCCGUCGCCUUUACCGCCAUUUCUCUGUUCAUGCUUCUCCGGUACCCCCUCGAUCAGCUUGGUGACAUGAUCGCCCACGUUCAGGAGUCCAAAGUCUCUAUUGAUCGUAUUGAGGAGUUUCUCUCCGAGGAGGAGACUGAGAAGUUUGAGCAGCUGGGUGAAGACAACAUUGACGAGAACGGAGAGAGAGCCAUCGGCUUCAGAAACGCCACUUUCAUCUGGGGUAGCAAGUCCACUGUACAAGACGAUGGAUCUAUGGCGUUCCGCCUGCUCGACCUCGAUGUUGACUUUAAGAUUGGCAAGCUCAAUGUCAUCACCGGGCCUACGGGCUGUGGCAAGACUUCGCUGUUGAUGGCCUUGCUUGGCGAGAUGACCAUCAUGAAUGGCCGUGUUCUUCUUCCCGGUGGUCGCAGCCGUGAAGACGUUCGUCCGGAUCCCGAAACCGGUCUUGCUGAGACAUGCGCCUACGUCGCCCAGCAGGCUUGGCUUGUGAACGCUAGCAUCAAGGAGAACAUUCUCUUCUCUGCCCCAUUCGAUGAGGAGAGAUAUCGCGACGUUAUUGUGGCCUGUGCCUUGGAACACGACCUGGAGAUCCUCGACAACGGCGAUGAGACUUUGGUGGGCGAGAAGGGCAUCACCCUUUCGGGCGGUCAGAAACAGCGUAUCUCGCUUGCCCGUGCCGUCUACUCGAACUCGAAGCACCUGCUUUUGGAUGACUGUCUGAGCGCUGUUGAUUCUCAUACUGCCCAGUGGAUCUUUACCAACUGCAUCAUGGGACCUCUGAUGGCACAUCGCACCUGCAUUCUUGUCUCACACAACAUCCCUCUCUGCGUCCCGCCUGCCGACUUUGUCUUGACCAUGAGCAACGGCCGUGUCACAGGCCAGGGUACCCCCAAGGAGCUGAUCGAAGCGGGCAAGCUGGGAGAAGAUGCUAUUCCCAAGUCUACCGCAGGAUCUGCCCACGUGUCUCGUGUUCCCUCUCGUGUCCCAUCCAGUGUCGGAGAGGAGAGUGGCGAUACCCUGCUUAACGAAGCUGACAGAAGCUCACAAAAGAGCAAGCCAAAGUCGCCCAAGAAGGAGCCCAAGAAGCAGGAUGCCCUGGAAGAGACCAAGGCUGUUGGUGCGGUCAAGUGGCCUGUGAUGAAGCUGUACCUUGGUUCCAUGGGUGGCUGGGGUUUCUGGCUCUUGGCUGGCCUUGUCUUCUCGGCACAACAACUUUCCGGUGUUGCUUCCAACCUGUGGAUCAAGGAAUGGGCUAACCAGUACACCCUCAACGAGACCGCUUCCGCUAGGUUCAGCAUGAACUCUUACAGCUACUCAGCCCAGACCUUGUCGCCGACGUAUUUUGCUUCGAUUGCUAACUACGUCAAGGGCGAUAGCACGACGUUCUCGGCUACCGACAAUAAGGAUGUUAAUGUCCUUUACUACUUAACUGUGCUGGCACUGAUUGGAGGUGCUGGUGCUUGUGCGGCGCUUGUGAGGGAUCUUUGGAUCUUCUUUGGCUCUCUGACUGCCUCCUGGAAGCUUCAUGAUCGUUUGAUGAAGGCGGUGACCGGAGCAAGGUUCAAGUUCUUUGAUGUUACCCCUCUGGGUCAGAUCAUGAACCGAUUCAGCAAGGAUCUGGAAGCUGUGGAUCAGGAAGUGGCUCCUAUCGCUAUUGGCGUCAUGGCUUGUCUUCUCGGUAUUACUGUCACUGUUGUUUUGAUUGCCUACAUCACCCCAGCGUUCUUGAUUCCGGGAGUGUUUAUCACGGCUGCCUACGUUUUCCUCGGCCAGUUCUACCUCCACUCAUCGCGGGACCUGAAGCGUUUGGAAUCCGUCGAAAGAAGCCCGCUGUUCCAGCAGUUUGGAGAGACACUGAGCGGUGUCACAACUAUUCGGGCCUACGGUGACGAGCGCCGCUUCAUCAGAGACAACCUUGCCAGAAUCAACAAGCAGUUGCGUCCAUUCAUCUAUCUUUGGGCCGCUAACAGAUGGCUCGCCUUCAGAACUGAUCUGUUGGGCGACUUUGUUGCAUUCUUCGCCGGUGUAUUUGUUAUCAUCAGCCUUGGCAAGGUCGAUCCAGGGUCUGCUGGUAUCUCGCUGAGCUAUGCUAUUGGUUUUGCUGACAAUAUCCUUUGGCUGGUGCGUCUUUAUGCUAUGAACGAGCAAAACAUGAACUCAGUCGAGCGUAUCAAGGAGUACCUGGAUGUGGAGCAGGAAGCCGAGGCCAUCGUGGAGAAGAACCGCCCAGACAAGAACUGGCCCGCUCAGGGGUCCGUCGAGUUCAUCAACUAUUCCACUCGGUACCGCAAGGAGCUGGAUCCCGUUCUGCGCAACCUCACGUUCAAGAUCGAAGCGCGUGAGAAGAUUGGCAUUGUCGGAAGAACCGGAGCUGGCAAGAGUUCACUCACACUGGCCAUCUUCCGCGCCUUGGAAGCCGAUGAGGGUAAAAUCUUGAUUGACGGUGUGGACAUUGGUCAGGUUGGUUUGCGCGAUCUGCGUGAGGGUAUCACCAUUGUGCCCCAGGAGCCCACACUCUUUAUGGGAACCAUUCGAACCAACUUGGAUCCGUUUGACUCGUACACUGAUACCGAGAUCUUUGCUGCCCUCCGCCGUGUACAGCUCAUCGGCCCUGACGAAAUGGCUCUUGGUUCUGCACCUAUCCCUCCCGCCACGACCGCCGUCGAGUCUAUCGCUGCUUCUGAGGAGCCAUCACGGCCGCCCACGGCCACGAACAAGAACAUCUUCCUGGAUCUCUCCUCUCCUGUCACCGAGUCGGGCAACAAUCUUUCUCAGGGCCAGCGUCAGCUUCUCUGCCUGGCACGGGCGCUGCUCAAGAACCCCAGCGUGUUGGUCAUGGACGAGGCCACUGCCUCGAUCGACUAUGCCACUGACGCCGCCAUCCAAGGCACGAUUCGUGAGCUUACCAGCACCAUCAUUACGAUUGCCCAUCGCCUGCAAACAAUCGUUGAUUAUGACAAGGUCUUGGUUCUUGACAAGGGUCAGAUCGUCGAAUACGACCAUCCAUACAAGCUCCUGAAGAAGGCCAACGGUACCUUUAGGAGCAUGUGUGAGAUGAGCGGUGAUUUCACCUCGCUGCAGGCUGCUGCCAAGAAGGCAUUUAAGACCACCCAGCUGGUAGAUGUCGAUGAUGAUGAGGAGGAGGUUGUGGCAUCAUCGUCAGGAUCCCAGGCCGGAAGCGGAACCACUGCUACGGCCAACUCAGAGCAACCGGGUGGGUCAACUGCCUAGAAAGCUACUCUGAGGAUGAUAUAUGAGGAAGGAAGAAUAAUUGGGGCGCAAAAGAGGAGGAACACGGCGUGAAAGGUUGGAAGCACAAUAAAAGAAGGGUGUUGGUAACCAUUAUUGGACUGGGAUUGUGUGCAUGCUGUGGUUUUUGCUUUUUUUUCGGAUUUAAGGGUACAAGGAACGUGAGGUGUCUGGAACUCUUGUACAUAAAAGGGGAUAAUUGGUAUUGUCUUGUCGAGCAUCUGUGGACAUGACUAGUCCAGAACAGCGGCAGCAUAACGUUGCAUGAUAGGAUUGGAGGGGGAAGGGAUGGAUGGUAUUGGUAUGGCUUUUUGCUUGCUGGCUGGUCUUGGGGUUGAGACUGUAGGACUAGAGCAUAGCGAGCAUGAUAGAUGUGUAUUUUGCUGUUACAGUCAAGAGAUGCCAGUUACGGUUUGUGCUUGUCCGUCUGUUCGAGUUGCUGAAGGUAUCACGUCUCACUUUGAUUCCACCAAGAGG